This is a messenger RNA of Anoplophora glabripennis (Asian longhorned beetle), 1400 nucleotides long. RefSeq names its product cyclic GMP-AMP synthase-like. The coding region runs from base 55 to 1242 and encodes 395 amino acids. Lineage: Eukaryota; Metazoa; Arthropoda; Insecta; Coleoptera; Cerambycidae. The transcript has 8 exons. The record is from RefSeq and is a predicted model, not a curated record.
UAGUUUACAGAAAUCGGUAGAUCGGUGUACAAGUGACUAGCACAGCUUCUAAUCAUGGAGGACAGGAGAAGAUAUAGGGGAAUGGAUGAACAUUUAGAGAAUAUUAAUAGGGAAUACAUUUCAUUUCCCAAAUCAGUAGUAAGAAGAAACAACAGAAUUUUGAGCGAGGUUCUAAAUCCUUUGAUAUGCAGAAUGCGGCAAACAGACCAACUUUUUGACCAACUUUAUAAAAAAAAUUUUUAUGGGGGCAGUUACUACGAUGGACUGAAAGUUGGAUCUCCAGAUGAGUACGACAUAGACUUGUUGUUAAAGUUUCCACCAACAUGUGGAAUCGAAAUACGUAUCGGUGAAAUACCCGGAUUUGUGAAUAUGUAUAUGCACAAUAACACGGGUUUUGAGAAACUUUGCAGUACCGACGACAAAUGGAAAUCAUUUCUAGACACCAGAAAGGUCUUGGAGUGGAUGGAAGGGAUCGUUCAGAAAGGCCUAAAUUACUUUAGACCGGAUAAUAAUUCUUGGUGUACUUUUGGAAGUGAAGAGUCACUUUAUGUAAAAAAGUUUCGCAAAAGUGGUCCAGCUUUCACUUUGAUAAUAAUAGGAGAACUCGAUGGUGAAGAGGUAAAGAUGGACGUGGAUAUAGUGACUUGUUUUGAGUUUGGUCAGGAUAAGUGGCCUAAGGAUGGUUUUAAAGUAUAUUCUGACAAAUAUGGAUUUAAUUUGUCUGAAUUUUUCGUCGUACCCAAAAAACCGAAAGGGACACCAGAAAAUGAUACCAAAUACUGGCGAUUAUCCUUCCAAAUACAGGAAAGGGAUUUUAUAAAUAACAAGGGACACCUAAAACCUGCAUUAAGACUAUUAAAGAAAAUGAGAGACACGAUGCAACACAAACAAGUAUCCAGUUACUAUUUAAAAACUGUGGUUUUGUGGAAAGUUCUAGAUUGCGAUUCAUCUUUUUUCAGUGACAAUUCGUUGAGUUACGUUUUCAUGCAUAUUUUAAAACAAUAUCAAGCAUGCUUAAGCAGGGAAGAAAUAUUAUAUUUCUGGAAUGACAACUAUAACUUCUUAGAUUUAGUCAGUGGAGAUGUGGCUAAUAUGAGUAACAGAAUACGCCGUAUUAUUAAUGACAUUGAAGGGAACAUGCCAGACAACCCAGAGGUUAUAGUGAAAUAUAUCUUAACACCUGACGAGCGGAAGACUCUUUAUCCUGAACCUAACCCUGAACCAAGAAUUACGUACGAAUGAUACAACGUAAGUCCCCAGCCAGCUCCUGAGGCACCAAGUUGGUGUGUAUUAAUUUAAGAAUGGAUAUCCAUAGUUUUACUGCUAAUAAAUUUUAUCAUUCUUCUUAAAAUAAAAACUGCUUUUACCUAACUUUUAAUAAACGUGCCUCUUCAAUGAAA